AUGGAUAAUACCCUUUAAAGAAAAUAGCUUACAGUAUAUUAGAAGCGGCUGACAACAUUAAUCCAGAUGUUAAAGUAUUAUGAAUAUCUAUUUGUGGCAAAACAAAAAAUAAAACAACCUCCUAUCGCUGACAAAGAUGCUACUAUUCCUGAUAUAUUUUAUAUAUAUAUAGAGAUUAUCAAAGAAGGAAUACAGACCAAAGCUGUAAACCAUAUCAUUAGCCUCUAAAAAAUUUGA
Molecule: messenger RNA, 237 nt
Organism: Tetrahymena thermophila SB210
Lineage: Eukaryota; Ciliophora; Oligohymenophorea; Hymenostomatida; Tetrahymenidae
Exons: 2
Source: RefSeq, a predicted model, not a curated record